AUGUGCCUAGAGAAACUGAUCUACAGCUGUCCGCAGAUACAUAAAAUAUACGUCUUAAUACGUACGAAGAAGAAUCAAAAUCCUGAGCAAAGACUACAAACAAUGAUAGAUAGUCCGGUGUUCACAAGAAUCAAAAAAGAACGACCGGAGGAUUUGAGCAAAAUCGUACCAAUCCCAGGAGAUAUCGCUGCACCUGAUCUGGACAUCAAAGCGGAGGAUGAGGCUAUCUUGAUUAAUGAAGUAUCAGUAGUGUUCCACGCUGCAGCGACAGUAAAGUUUAACGAGCCUUUAAGCGCGGCACUCAACGUUAACUUGGAGGGAACGAGAAGAGUCUUUACUCUCUCCCAACGCAUGAAAUGUAUUAAGGUUUUUGUUCACAUUUCAACUAUGUACACUAAUACCGAUAAAACAGUGGUCGAAGAGAUUGUAUACCCUCCCCCCAAAGAUCUGGGGGAGGUGUACAAAUUCGCCAGGAACUACGGAGAUGAUGCGGAAAAGGUUUCUAAGAUGAUAGAGGGACGACCCAACACCUACACAUUCACGAAGGCGCUCACCGAGACCAUGAUAUCAGAGAAACGUGGUGAUCUCCCAGUGGUCAUCGUGCGACCUUCCAUAGAUCGAAAACAUCAAUGCUUGCUAAAUGCUGCUGGCUCGGACAACUGGUACGGCGCCACCAGUUCUCUCACAGUCAUAGCUAAGGGCAUCUGUAGGGGUGUCGUCGGAAACAGACGCAACAUACUGGAUCUUAUACCAGUGGACUACGUGUCAAACCUCACUUUGAUAUCAGCUGCUAAGUGUAAUAGCAAAGGUCAGCUCACUGUGCUAAAUAGCUGCUCAAGCCAUGUCAACCCGAUUACAUGUGGAGAACUUGUGAAGCUUUACACACAACAGAGCGUAAAGGAAAGAUUUUACAGUCUGCCGUUUCCUGGAGUAAUUCUGAUGACGAAAUACAAAUGGAUAUUAAGAGUAAUAUCUUUUAAUAUGAAGACAGUAGCUUUCGUUGUGGACCUCGUUCUACGUAUUAUCGGAAGGAAACCUAAAUACGUAAAGUUAAUAAAAAUGUCAGACUACGCUCGCGAUUUAGUUGAGUAUUUCACGUCUCACUCCUGGGUCUUCAAGUGCGACGAAGUCCGCGCCCUCUACGCCUCCCUGAGCCUUCAAGAUCAAAAGACUUUCCCCUGUGAUCCAUCACACAUCGUCUGGAACCAAUACAUACCGUUAUAUUUUAAUAGUGUUAAAAAACACUUACUUGAUACGCAGAAAAGGUUUUAAUUCUCAAAAUCCGAAUGUAAUAUUUUAGUUGGUUAGAUUGGUUAAUCAGUUUUAUGGCUUAUGAUAAAAAUAUGGUGCUACAACGUGGUAAAAGAAUGCCGUCCCCGGCUCCGCAUUCUCGCGGAUGCGCCUAAUUACAUAAAUAACCAACAAAGGCUGCAAGCGUUACCUACACAUACUGGAUUUGCUCGUUCUGAAGCCGCUUGUCUUCCGUUUCGUGCCCUUCAACUCCGAAGAAAAUUUACCCAGAACUUGCGGGAAGGCGAGGCGAAGUUACAUGGUU
Manduca sexta (tobacco hornworm) is the source of this 1555-nucleotide messenger RNA. RefSeq names its product putative fatty acyl-CoA reductase CG5065. Gene Ontology annotation, biological process: long-chain fatty-acyl-CoA metabolic process. The record is from RefSeq and is a predicted model, not a curated record. Lineage: Eukaryota; Metazoa; Arthropoda; Insecta; Lepidoptera; Sphingidae. Gene Ontology annotation, molecular function: alcohol-forming very long-chain fatty acyl-CoA reductase (NADP+) activity. Gene Ontology annotation, cellular component: peroxisome.